This is a messenger RNA of Monopterus albus (swamp eel), 1208 nucleotides long. RefSeq names its product T-box transcription factor 19 (gene tbx19). The transcript is spliced from 8 exons. Gene Ontology annotation, molecular function: DNA-binding transcription factor activity, RNA polymerase II-specific; RNA polymerase II cis-regulatory region sequence-specific DNA binding. Gene Ontology annotation, biological process: mesoderm formation; cell fate specification; regulation of transcription by RNA polymerase II. The coding region runs from base 47 to 1192 and encodes 381 amino acids. Gene Ontology annotation, cellular component: nucleus; chromatin. The record is from RefSeq and is a predicted model, not a curated record. Lineage: Eukaryota; Metazoa; Chordata; Actinopteri; Synbranchiformes; Synbranchidae.
GCGCCCCGACGGGACGGUGUGCAGCCCCGGCACGGCCGAACGCUGCAUGUCCCGGCUGCUGAGCGCGGUGGAGAGCGAGCUGCAGGCCGGCCGGGAGAAGGGCGACCCGACGGAGAGGGAGCUGAGGGUGACGCUGGAGGAUGCCGAGCUGUGGAGGAGGUUCCAGCACAUCACCAACGAGAUGAUCGUCACCAAGAAUGGACGCCGGAUGUUCCCGGUCCUUAAGGUCAGCGUUUCCGGCCUGGACCCCAGCUCCAUGUACUCCUUCCUGCUGGACUUUGUGCCGGCCGCCUGCCGCUGGAAGUUUGUGAACGGGGAGUGGGUGGCAGCUGGGCGGGCGGAGACCCGCGGAGAGGGCCGGGGCGGCAUCUACAUUCACCCUGACUCACCAAACUUCGGAGCCCACUGGAUGAAGGCGGCUGUGACCUUCAACAAGGUCAAACUCACCAACAAGGUCAACGGAGGAGGACAGAUCAUGUUGAACUCUCUUCAUAAGUACGAGCCUCAGCUUCACAUCGUGUGCGUCGGCUCUCGUCAUCGUCUGGUUUCCAACGUGUCCUUCAAAGAAACUCAGUUCAUCGCUGUCACUGCCUACCAGAAUGAAGAGAUCACGGCUCUGAAGAUUAGAUACAACCCGUUUGCUAAAGCUUUCCUCGACGCCAAGGAGAGGAACCCGGGGGGACGGGGUUUACCGGAAUCCUUGGAGAGUCAUGUGGGGAUUCAACCCUGUUGGUCGCUGUGCUCACCUGGAGGAGGCGGAGCUUUCCCGUACAGCAGCAGCCUCCCGCUGGCUUCACAUCAUCACCAUGGUUACAAACACCAUGGUUACCCAGGGCGACACACACCUUACCCCACCGCCUACCUGCCACACCGCUCACACUCCUCAGUUUGUCUGUCUGAAGGUGUUCAGGUGUUAUCAGAUGGGUGGAGCAGCUCCUGUCCUCGUUCAGCCUCCUCCUCUUCCUCCUCUUCCCUUCCUCUGACCAGCAGCGCUUCUUCAUCACAACCUCCUCCUCACAACUCCAGUCAGUAUCCCUGUCUGUGGACGGUUGGACGUACUGACUUAAGCCCCUCCCACUCACCAUGCGCUUCUCUCCAUGGACCAAUCAGCAGCGAGAGCCUCGUGCAGCCUCCCAGUCACGGUCGAGCGGGCGGUGCUGUCUGGCCACCUGGCGCCACCCACUCCUUCUAAAGAAGAAUGUGAUUGG